Molecule: messenger RNA, 453 nt
Organism: Arabidopsis arenosa
Lineage: Eukaryota; Viridiplantae; Streptophyta; Magnoliopsida; Brassicales; Brassicaceae
Source: the annotation of a GenBank genome assembly
AUUGUCAAUCGUUUUGUCGCUGGGAACUUCCUUCUCCAUCGCUAAAUAGGGUUUCGAUUCAAGAUUGCGUUUGAUGCUGCCAUCGACGACGGCGCUUCAGUGGGCACAAGAGGUUACGAAUUGUCAUGAUGAACGAGCUUCUGACAAUCCGAUCUCCCCGAUUCAACCUCAUGAAUCCAACUUCUCUUCGCCGAUCACUCAGAUAACACCAUCACAGUCACCUCUACCUAACGAUCCUCAAGAUUUUAACAAAUCAUACAUGAUUACGACGAUUAAGGCUGUUCCAUAAAGAAUUGGCUUUCCCGUUCUUCAAGUUUUGAACCCGGAAGUGGAAUCGUUCUGUGCAAAAGAAUGGAUUGAAACAAGUUCAUCGAUUCAAGAGAGUGGUAUCAAAGAUCUGCUAUCGACAUACAUGAAUCAAGACUAUGGAUCAAAUACAAGGAAAGAAUUAAG